This is a messenger RNA of Rana temporaria (common frog), 1096 nucleotides long. RefSeq names its product dispanin subfamily A member 2b-like. Gene Ontology annotation, cellular component: plasma membrane. The record is from RefSeq and is a predicted model, not a curated record. The transcript has 2 exons. Bases 94 to 528 code for a protein of 144 amino acids. NCBI's taxonomy places the organism in Eukaryota, Metazoa, Chordata, Amphibia, Anura, Ranidae.
CCCACCAGCGAACAUUCUCCUGACUGCUUUUUACAAUACUUUUCUUAGCAAAGCUCUCCAGAAGAGAUCUGUAAUAUUUCAUUCACCAAAGUUAUGGAAUCCAGAGAUUAUGACCCAGAACUUAAUUUUCCACCAAGGUACAGCAAGACGGCAAAUGAACAUCAAGAGAUGGAGUUUCUGAAUAUCCCCCGACAACAGAUCCAGUCCACUGUGGUAACGAUUGCUCCGGCAGCUCCUGAAGAUCCCCCUGUAAAAGACCACCUAAUCUUGUCACUGUUCAACGCCAUGUACAUAAACUGUUUCUGCCUUGGAUUUCUUGCCCUUGUGUUUUCCAUCAAGUCUCGGGACAGGAAGCAGCAAGGAGAUAGGCAUGGAGCCCAAAGCUAUGGAACCACUGCCCGCUCCCUAAACAUCGCCGCCCUUGUCCUGAGCUUCCUGUUUUUUGCCAUUGUAAUAUUUUUUUCCCUUCUUCGGUCAGCCAAAAUAUUUGAAAUGUUACACGAUCAUGUAAACCAAAGAUAUGGCUAGUGAACGGAUUAAGGAAGAAAGCAAAGACUAUGCAUUUUCAGCCUCUUUUUGCCUCUUAUUCUGUCUUCUUAAAUAGAGGCAAUCUUUGAAUAUUACACACAACACAUAGGAGUAUAUUUAAAAUGUGGACUUGAUUGGUUUGUUUUUUGGUGGCCACCAGGGCCUUAUCAGAUCUUUAACUGUACCGUUGUUAAGCCCAUUCUCGAGAUUCUGUUCAUAAUAUGAAAUCACAGUGCACAUCUGAAUUUCCCAUUUUAAAAUUUAGAUCUUUCCUUCAGGUAUAAACCAUGCGUUGUGAUACAAACCAUCGUCCCGGUGGCAAUGCAUACCAACUUGAGUAACACCGUGCCUGUUUGUAGGUGGGCAGUAAUGGUGUGGUACAAAAGUGGAUCAACCACCUGUUUUUACCGGCCCCCUGACCAGUAGCACAUUACAAACAUCUGCCUACCUAUAGCUAACCUAAUCGACAUGAGUAAGACCCCAUACAAAUGAUCAGAUUUUCUGCAGAUCUUUGUCUUCAGAUUUACCAAAACCACAAUAGGAGGUCAAACCUUAAAGCCUCAUACAC